This is a messenger RNA of Argiope bruennichi, 1610 nucleotides long. RefSeq names its product WD repeat-containing protein 86-like. Lineage: Eukaryota; Metazoa; Arthropoda; Arachnida; Araneae; Araneidae. The transcript is spliced from 7 exons. The record is from RefSeq and is a predicted model, not a curated record. Gene Ontology annotation, biological process: ubiquitin recycling; proteasome-mediated ubiquitin-dependent protein catabolic process. Gene Ontology annotation, molecular function: ubiquitin binding. Gene Ontology annotation, cellular component: nucleus; cytoplasm. The coding region runs from base 290 to 1426 and encodes 378 amino acids.
GAAACACUUUGGUGAAUUUGUUAAAACGAAGGACUUUACAAAAGGUCAGGUAAAAUUGGUGAAAUACAGGAUAGAAGAAUGAGAGGUUUCAACAAUCAAAAAUGUGGGCAUGAGCGAUAUCAUUGAAUGGCAACCAACGGCUUGACAAUAAACAACUUUUCCCUCAAGAUGCAUGUUACCUAUUUCAUUCUCAACAUAUUCUGAUUCGAAGAUUUUAAAACAUCUUUAACUUAAGCAUCAAAGCUUUUAAUACAAUUUAAGUUGUGCGAAAUCAUUAUUUCUUACCAUAAUGGGACUGGACGCUUCCAAAGACAUCAAUCCCAACGCUGCUAGAGGCUACAUUCUAGAAAAAUUCACAAGACACAAGGGUGGUAUGAACUGCAUGGUGAUGGAACCUGAAAAAUACCUCAUGGCCACUGGGGGUGAAGACAGGACCGUCGUCUUAUGGCGAAUCAACACAACGCCCACCCAAUCAAAAGCCACCCUGAAAGGCCACUCGGAUUAUGUCUCUUGCCUUGCUUUCCAUGAGAAGUUUGUGCUUUCAGGAUCGGCCGACUGCACGAUUCGAAAAUGGUGCCUUACGACACACGAGUGUCUGUUCGUGUUCGAAGGACACACCGGCAGGAUCAACCGGAUACUGAGUGCAGGGGAUUUCAUGUUCACUUCUUCGGUGGACCACACUGCAAGAGCAUGGACCUUGAUUACUCAGAAGUAUGAAGCCAUGGAAGAUGUUUGUCUUAAAGUUUUUGAAGGUCAUAGUAAAGCCGUGUAUCCACUGGUCUUCAUUCCAGACGACGAAAGCUCAUUGGACGGUAAAACGAUGAGCGAAAAGGAUUUGUUUAUCACGGGCUCAUCGGACAAAACGAUUCGAAUAUGGUCUUUGAAAACUGGAAAAACACUACAGACUCUGAAGGGUCACAAGGGCACGGUGAAUGCCCUUGUCGUCGACCCCGAAGGCAAGAUGCUGUUCAGUGGGGGAGGAGAUGGAAUUAUCUGCUGCUGGAACAUCGCUACAGGCGAAUGCAUCAGGCAAAUGACGGGACACGAAAGUGCUAUCCUGAGUCUCAUAAGUCACAACAAGAUGUUGUAUUCCUGCAGUACAGAUAAAACAGCUCGGGCAUGGAUCAUGGAUUUUGGAGAGUGUAUAAAAGUGUAUCGAGAUCACACACAUAGCGUCACGUGUAUCAAAUAUUUGGACGGAUAUGUGUUUACUGGUUGUGCUGACACCUACAGCCGCAUGUUCAAAGCCAAAACCGGAGAGUGCAAAAGAGUUUUUAAAGGACACACGAAAGCUAUUGUCCAAUUAGAGCCAGUGUACGACAAACUGUACACCGUGUCAGUCGACGGAACUCUUCGUGUUUGGGACACGACAGGAAUACUUGAAGACGAUCCUGAGGAAAUAAAUAAGCAACUCAGUUCUGCCUAAUGUUAAUAUUACACACCAAUUUUUGUAGAUACAAUACAAUGUAUGCUCAUUUUGGCUGUAAAUCACGUAAAAGGUCUAAAAGAACUUAUUAAUAAAAAAUACAUGGAUCAAACUGUUAAGUUUAUUUCGUUUGUAUUGAUAUUACAAUAGCAGGUUUUCAAUGUAAAGAUGAUUGUAUAGACUA